This is a messenger RNA of Torulaspora delbrueckii, 1695 nucleotides long. It is a transcript of the gene SWA2, whose product is annotated as auxilin-like protein SWA2. The transcript has a single exon. NCBI's taxonomy places the organism in Eukaryota, Fungi, Ascomycota, Saccharomycetes, Saccharomycetales, Saccharomycetaceae. Gene Ontology annotation, biological process: clathrin-dependent endocytosis; clathrin coat disassembly. Bases 1 to 1695 code for a protein of 564 amino acids. Gene Ontology annotation, cellular component: cytoplasm; intracellular membrane-bounded organelle; vesicle. Gene Ontology annotation, molecular function: clathrin binding. The record is from RefSeq and is a predicted model, not a curated record.
AUGUCUGAUCCAUUUGCUGAUUUGUUAAGCUCUUUUAGGAGCGGUGGAUCUGAUUCUGUAUCCAAGGAAGCUACCCCGGAGGUGAAACAGGAGAAAUUGCCUGGUCGAAAUCAGAUCAAUGUUCAUGAUGAUUUAGAUGAGUUGUUUGGGUUAAAGAAGAGGGAUGAAACUGUGGUAAAAAAUCAAGUGGUUGGCGAUAGUUUUGAUGCGGCAUUUGAAGCAUUUGACAGGCCUCAGAAGGUGGAAAAGAGUCUUGAGGAGAGUCCCGAGAUGGUUGUAGAUGAAGUAAAGGACAUGGAAGUAGCCAAACUGAUGUCAUUGAACCUAGAUAUUGAUCAGGCUACUGACUACUACGAAAGAGGGGUUUUAUAUGAGCAAUUGUCUAGGCAGCGAAGGGAACAGGAAUUGAUAAGGCGAAGAGAACAGAUGCUACGCCAGCAACAACAACAACAACAGACGCCAGAGGAAAAGUUUGAUAGUGGGAGCUUUUUCAGUUUGGCAUCGGGAAUUUUGGAGAAGGGUAGACAAUUUGUGGAUCAGUUUUCUGGGUUUCCUCAGGAACAGGAUCGUCUUACAAGGGUGAGAGUAGAGCAAGACCUACCUGUCGAGAGACCGAAAUCUGUCGAACCACCUACGGUUGAGGUGGAGGAAGGCAACCUUCUGGGAGAAUUUCAAGAGAAGAUAAAUCUCGAAGAGCCAAAAAGGUCCCCUACCCCACCUCCUCAGGCUACACUUCUUGAUUUUGAUAACGGCACGCCUCCUGAGAGGAUAAAGACUAUAACGCCAGUCCCAAUAUCACAUUUAGAGAUAUCAGGUUAUAAGGAAUACAAAGAUCGUGGUACAGAAUUUUUCAAAGCUGGUGAUUACGUCUCUGCAUCGCAAGAAUAUGAAAAGUCUCUCAACUCGCUGCCUCAGAAUCAUGCCCUUCGUAUUGUUGCUUACUCAAACUUGACAGCUGCGCUGUUCAAAGUUGGUGAAUACAAAAGGUGUUUAUCUGACAUUGAAUCUGCACUAGAAAUGUUCCCCAAAGAUCCAAACUUAUGGGAUGAGCCAAUUCAGGAUAGUCAACCCAUCAGGACUUUCAAAGAAAUGUGGCCAAAAAUCGUCACUAGGCGUGCAGAAGCAUUUGAGCAUAUAGAAAAUUACGAAAGAGCACUGCAAGAUUACCAAUCUUUGAUUGAAAAGAAUAAUUUCAACGAUAAAAUCAUGGGCGGCAAAAGAAGAUGUCAAAAAGUCCUCAAUCCAACUGAACCAAAAGCAACAUCACCAAAUCGAUCACCAACGCCAGUUCCGAAAGUUUCUGAGGAUACGAAGCAGCCUAAGACGUACGCCAAUGUAGAACGGGUGAAACAAGAAAACCAACGAAAUGAACUACAGGAAGCUGAAAAGGCUGCACUUUACGAUACAGUUUUUCAACAAAUAGAGUCUUGGAAAGCUGGCAAAGGUGAUGACAUUCGUCAUCUUCUAGCUAAUCUAUCCACGGUUUUAACGUGGUGUGACUGGAAACCUGUUUCAACGUCUGAUUUAGUAAUGCCGAAAAAGGUCAAAAUUACGUACAUGAAGGCAGUAGCCAAGACCCAUCCAGAUAAGAUACCAUCUUCUCUGGAGCUGGAGAAAAGAAUGAUCGCUGAGGAUGUUUUUAGUUCCUUGAGUGUCGCAUGGGAGAAAUUUAAACUGGCAAACGAUAUCAAUUAA